CAGGAAACCGCUUGGUCUUCGUCCUCACUACAGACACACACACAGACUGAACAUCUGCUGCAAGCUAACGUUGGAUUGGUGAGAGAUAUGCUUGCUUGUCCCGCAGUUUUCAGGGUAACGUUAACGCCGACAACGUUAGCUAGUUGAGGCAGCUACCGGUAACGUGAGCCCGAAUGCGCUUGCCACUUAUACGAAGAAUUGGAUGCAUACACGAACAAUACGAAGCAAGAGAGGACGCAAAUUAACACUGAAUAUGCUUUCUAAAUUCCAACCAUGACGAGCUCUGCCCCAUCACCUCUUCACUCUGAGACAGAAUGGCUUCCAGAUCAGAGGAGGAUCUCUGCUGUCCGGUCUGUAGUGACGUCUUUAGAGAUCCUGUCGUCCUGUCGUGUAGCCACAGCUUCUGUAAAGACUGUCUGCAGAGCUGGUGGACGGAGAAACCAACACAGGAGUGUCCAGUUUGUAACAGAAGAUCUUCAAGGGAUGAACCACCUUUAAACCGGGCAUUAAAGAACCUGUGUGAGGCCUUCUUACAGGAGAGAGAUCAGAGAUCUUCAGAGGCUCUCUGCAGUCUGCACUCUGAGAAACUCAAACUCUUCUGUCUGGACCAUCAGCAGCCGGUGUGUCUCGUCUGCAGAGAUUCAGAAACACACUCCAACCACAGAUUCAGACCCGUCGAUGAAGCUGCACGACAACACAAGAAGGACCUUCAGGGAACUCUGGAGCCCGUAAAGAAGAAGUUAAAAGUUUUUGAACGAGUAAAAGAGGAGUGUGAUAAAACAGCAAACCUCAUGAAGGUCCAGGCCCAACGCAUAGAGAUGCAGAUUAAGCAUCAGUUUAAGAAGCUUCACCAGUUUCUAGAAGAGGAAGAGGAGGCCAGGAUGGCUGCACUGAGGGAGGAAGAGAAGCAGAAGAGUCGGAGGAUGAAGGAGAAGAUGGAGGCUCUGAGCAGAGAGAUAGCAGCUCUUUCAGACACAGUCAGAGCCACAGAGGAGCAGCUGAGAGCUGAAGACGUCUCAUUCCUGAUCAACUACAGGGCUGCAGUGGAAAGAGUCCAGCAGCGCCCCCUGCUGGAUGAUCCACAGCUGCUCUCAGGAGCUCUGAUAGACGAGGCCAAACACCUGGGCAACCUCAGCUUCAACAUCUGGAACAACAUGAAGGACAUGGUCUCCUACACUCCUGUGAUCCUGGACCCAAACACUGCUCAUCCAGAACUCAUCCUGUCUGAAGAUCUGACCAGCGUGAGACGAGGAGGAGAGAGACAGCAGCUUCCUGAUAAUCCAGAGAGGUUUGAUGAUUACAUCUCUGUCCUGGGCUCUGUCCUGGGCUCUGAGGGCUUUAACUCAGGGACUCACAGCUGGGAUGUCGAGGUCGGAGACAGUACAGACUGGGAACUGGGGGUGUUAGCAGAGUCUUUCCAGAGGAAGAGAUUCAUAGGGUCUGGAUUAUGGAGCAUAAUGUUCUCUCAAGGUAAAUGCUCAGCGUGGUCAUGGCUAGCGCGACCCACUGUUCUCAGAGUGCACGUGAAGCCCCAGAGGGUCCGAGUGACUCUGGACUGUAACAGAGGAAAGCUGUCGUUCUCUGAUCCUGACACUAACACACACAUACACACCUUCACACACACUUUCACUGAUAGGCUGUUUCCAUACAUUUACACUUGGGAAGAACUCCCACUGAAGAUAUCACCACAGAAGGUCUGUGUGACAGUGGAACACUAUCUUUCACCCAGCGCACCGCAAAGCAAGUGUCUUUUCUGGUUUAAGACCGACCCAGUUGUCAGUUUCCCGUCCAGCGCCCGCAUCGUUUAAAUAACAAAUGCACCUGCGCCCAUCUGUGGCCCAUGGGCGUGCUGGUCUUACAGGGAGGUGUGUUCAGGUGCAUUCUGGGCGUAUUGCUAUCUUGAGGCAGAGGGAAAUGAUCGCCUUGAUUAUAUUACAGUCAGCGUCCACUAAAAGUUCUGUUGUUGCUGCUGACAGACUCAGAUUAUUAUUCUAAGUGUCUGACAACAUUAUGAAAGGAUCCCUACAGAGA
This is a messenger RNA of Sander lucioperca (pikeperch), 2031 nucleotides long. RefSeq names its product nuclear factor 7, brain-like. NCBI's taxonomy places the organism in Eukaryota, Metazoa, Chordata, Actinopteri, Perciformes, Percidae. The transcript is spliced from 2 exons. The record is from RefSeq and is a predicted model, not a curated record. Gene Ontology annotation, molecular function: zinc ion binding; protein binding. The coding region runs from base 315 to 1808 and encodes 497 amino acids.